AUGGGUCGUGGACCAAAGAAGCACCAAAAGCGCCUUUCAGCGCCAUCGCACUGGCUGCUCGACAAACUCUCGGGCGCCUACGCACCCAAAGCCUCCCCCGGUCCUCACAAACUCCGCGACUGCAUGCCCCUCAUCGUCUUCAUCCGCAACCGACUAAAGUACGCGCUCAAUGGGCGCGAGACCAAGGCGAUCAUGAUGCAGCGGCUGGUCAGGGUCGACGGCAAGGUCCGCACCGACGUGACCUACCCAGCCGGCUUCAUGGACGUGAUCUCGAUCGAGAAGACGGGCGAGAACUUCCGGCUGGUGUACGACACCAAGGGCCGCUUCACCGUGCACCGCAUCACGGCCGAGGAGGCGGGAUACAAGCUCGGCAAGGUCAAGAGGGUGCAGUUGGGCAAGGGCGGGAUCCCAUUCUUGGUUACGCACGAUGCGCGGACUAUCCGCUACCCGGACCCGGCUAUCAAGGUCAACGAUACCGUCAAGAUUAACCUCGAGGACGGCAAGAUCACGGAUUUCAUCAAGUUCGACUCGGGCGUCAUCGCGAUGGUGACGGGUGGUCGCAACAUGGGUCGUGUCGGUGUCAUCACCCACCGUGAGCGCCACGACGGCGGCUUCAACAUCGUCCAUAUCAAGGACGCUGUUGACAACGAGUUUGCUACCCGGGAGAGCAACGUCUUCGUUAUUGGGCUCGAGAAGCCGUGGAUAAGUCUGCCGAAGGGCAAGGGUGUCAAGCUUUCCAUUGCCGAGGAGAGGGAUCGCCGCAGGGCUUAUGCUCUUGCUGGCCACUAA
Coniosporium apollinis CBS 100218 is the source of this 789-nucleotide messenger RNA. Its product is annotated as 40S ribosomal protein S4. Gene Ontology annotation, molecular function: structural constituent of ribosome; RNA binding. Gene Ontology annotation, cellular component: ribosome; cytosolic small ribosomal subunit. The record is from RefSeq and is a predicted model, not a curated record. The coding region runs from base 1 to 789 and encodes 262 amino acids. The transcript has 4 exons. NCBI's taxonomy places the organism in Eukaryota, Fungi, Ascomycota, Dothideomycetes. Gene Ontology annotation, biological process: translation.